Canariomyces notabilis is the source of this 2214-nucleotide messenger RNA. RefSeq lists its product as uncharacterized. The transcript has 2 exons. Bases 1 to 2214 code for a protein of 737 amino acids. Gene Ontology annotation, biological process: transcription by RNA polymerase III. Gene Ontology annotation, molecular function: protein binding. The record is from RefSeq and is a predicted model, not a curated record. Lineage: Eukaryota; Fungi; Ascomycota; Sordariomycetes; Sordariales; Chaetomiaceae. Gene Ontology annotation, cellular component: transcription factor TFIIIC complex.
AUGGGCCGCCGCAGCACUAGAGGGAUCAAAAAAAGCUAUGUCGAGGAGCACCUUGCCCUUGAUGACGAUGAUGAGCCCAUCUCUGUUCCUGAUGAUCAAUCCAAAGAUGACGACUUCGAUGCCCAGGCAGAGGGGGCUGUCCACGACGUAGACGAGGACCAGGACGAGGAAGAAGAGGUAGAACAGGCUGAGCCCACCAACGAUGAAGACGGAAGAUCAGACGAUGAUGGAGCGGGGAAAGCCAAAGAUGAGCCAGCCCAGGCCAAGAAGCAGCGCAACGCUGGCGUCGGCAUGGUCCAGAGCCGGAAGAACUUCCAUGAGAUACCCCAUUACCCUUUGGAAACGCGCAUCGUCACACGCGUCUACGCCGGCCCACUGAGACGGUACGCUCGAUACAGCGCCCUGCGCGACGCCAUGUACGGCCCAGAGUACCAGAGAAUCAAGAUUAUCUGGGACUUGGAGAUUCGAUGGACACACUUCCCAGUGCUACCCCCAAUGCUCCCACCCGAGGAUCCGCAGGGCGUCAUUCCGAGCCCCUGGCUACCGCGAGGCUUUGAGAGGCAUCACAAGCAAAGGGGAGCUCUUUGGUACGAUACAUAUCAGACCAAUUCACCAAAUUUCCAGGUUACUCGUGCGCUUUCGCCUAAGCAGGCACAAGUUUUCAUUCCCCAGGCCGAUGGCGAUCUCACUACGCUCAUUGGUCCCUGGGACAAGCAAAAAGAGUUCCGGCUCAGCCAGAGCGGGGGUCUGUCACUCUCCUCGUCAGGCCUUCCUAUUGAAGAUCCUGAUUCAACCGAUCAGACGUCAAAUGGCUGGAUGUUCGAUGUUGGGGGCAUUCCGCUCGCUGCGGCCUGGGCUCCAACGGCCAGACAAGAUUUUCAAGUGCUCGCAAUAGCAACAAUCCCAUUCUCAGACCAAGAAUCAACCCAAUCCGAAGACCCGAGCACAGAAGCAGCAGCGAAACGGACAGGAUCCAUCCAGCUCUGGGAAUUCGUCGCUGACAUGCCGGAAAAUCGGUUGGCCUCACCCUCCCGACGGCCGCCCAGGUUUCUCGGCGCACAUUGCUUUGACUGGGGGAGACCCAAACGCCUCCAGUUCUGCCCCGUCCCGCUGGAUUCCUCUGGCACGUACGGUAUCAUGGCAGUUCUCUGUGGUGAUGGGAAGGUUCGGGUCAUCGAUGCUAAGUAUGCUGAUGACGCCGACGUUCCCUUUUAUGGAUGGAUCGAAUCGCCCAUGGUUACCCUCGGCCUGUUGGAUGAUUACAGCGUGGAUGUGACGUGCCUAAGUUGGGUUAAUACGAACAGGAUUGCGUUAGGUCACUCGGACGGUUCUAUCACGCUAUGGUCGAUCUUCCCUCAACGGCUUCUACAUCGCGUUGGCGUACACACCACCUACGUUAUCGACAUCUGCUCUGCAUACCCUUCGAAUCCUUACCUGAUUGCCUCGAUUCCCGUCGGCGGGUGCGCGACGCUCACCGACUUGUCCCAGCCGAGCUCAGAAUUCACAUACUUCCCAGUUCCCGCCAUUAGUUUCCAGCCAAACCUGUUAUGCUGGAAUGAGCCAAUGCAGGGUUUCAUGGCUCUUUACCCGUCGUCAACACCCAACACUACUAUUGCCUUCCUCCACCAUCGCUUCUUCUGCCAGGCACGAAGCAUCUGUACAGGUCCGAAUACUCUGACCUGCGUCUCGGCUGGGGCGACGCAUCCUUUCAUCCUUGUUGGUUGCGCUGACGGAUCUGUGUUCUCGUGCAAUGCGCUGCAAAAACUUUUCAAGCAAAAGGGCGAGCCACUGCGAAAGAUCAGAAUAUUCGAACACGAGUACAGACCCAUCGAGCCGGGAAUCCCCGCGAACACGAAUGGAUCCGAUGGACUUAGACUUAGAGGGGCUGUGAGGAUCUUGCAGGGCUUCCUUCCAGAGGUCAAUGACGAUCCGCGGACGGAGAAGCGGAAGGAAAUGGACAGGAAAAAGCGAGAGGAGAAAAUCAAGAGGACCGGAAAGAUGAAGGGGCGUUCCAAGUCAACGGGAGAAGGCGAAGACGAGGAUGACGACCGUGAAGCCGAACUGGACGAGAGGCUCGCAUCUCGGGUGGUCACUCAUGAACCCCUGACGCGGGUGACGGUGAUUGCAUGGAACCCAAACGUGCAAUUCAGCUGCUGGGCGGCAUGCGCAAUGGCUUCAGGGUUGAUCAAAGUCAUGGACCUUGGAGUGCGGUGA